AUGCCACAUAGUGUAACAUUAUUAGGUGGCAGUGAAGAUAAACCUUUUGAAUCGUACAUUGUUAAUGUAGAUCUUUUUCUCAGCACUAACCAUUCAUAUGUCGACAUUGAUAUGAAUAAAAUAAGAGAAGAAAAUAAUUUAAAUGAUAUUGAUAAUAAUUGUGACGGAAUUGCUUCAGAAGCAAUGAGAAUUUCAAAAUUAUUAGAAUUAAAAUAUCAAAAGAAGUCAAGAGUAAAAGGUAUUCAUUUGAGUAAGGCAGAUUUAAAGAAGAAAGAUUAUGGUUAUAUCCCAGAAGAUGAUUUUAUUGACGAUGAAGAAGAUUUUGAUGAGUUAAUACCAUUUCAUUUAGAUACAGCUUUAGGUGGAUGUUAUGUUAAUGAAGGUCCUUCAGAAUUGAAAGCGGUUAUUGAAAUAGAUGCUGAAGAAGCUAUGCUAGAAGAAGAUGAUUCAGAUGAGGAAAAGACUGAUGAUGAAUUGACUACUCUAGAAAAACAAAGUAUUCCAGAAAAACCUAUAUCUGAGUCUAGUGCGGAUGAAGUACAUACUGAAGAGGAAGAAAAUCUUAAAAAAAGGAGAGCAACAACACCUCCUUCUGAGAUAUCAAAGAAAUUAAAAUAUACAAAUUCUGAAGUUUCAUCAACAGAAAAUACUAUACAGGCUACAACAAAAGUAACACCUCCAAACCCUAAUAUGAAUCGUCAAUUAAUGGAAACCUUAAACAGCUUAAUACUUUUGGUUAAGGAGAAGUCUGAUCCUUCUAGAAAAUUCCGUUUAAAUGAUGAAAUUAUGAGUUUGUUUGAUGAAAUUAUAAAAACAUGUGAAAAGGAGAACUUUAAGAAUCGUGAUAUAAAUCGGAUGUAUCAGUAUGUUGCAGAUCAGAUGAAUAUUCAUCCAGCCAAUUUGAAGGAAAAACUUAAAACAUUCAGGACGAAUGGUACAUUAGGGUAUCAUACUUCAUCAAAUGGUAGUUUAGAAGCUCACGAUGUUCCUAAAGUAGUAAAUAAUGGUAUUCAAGAUAAAACAAAAGUAGAUCAACAACAAAAAACUGUUUUAAUACAGGAUGCUCCUUCAUCUUCUAAUCGUGUAGAAGCUGGAGAUAUUCUUAUUACACAUAUAAAGAAACUAGUUUCUGAUGAUAUUGAAAAGAAAGUCAGAACAGAGGUAAAUGCUUCUAUCAAAGCAAGUGAUAAUAAAAAGGAUAAUCUUAUAUGGUCUAGCACAUUAACUAAUUACAUUCAACAAUUUUUAAAAUUAUUUAUUGAAAGUAUUGCAAGUGAACCUACUAUUACUGCGAAUAUGGUUGUAGAUACAUUUAAAAAAGCUAUUUAUGAUAUACUAUAUCCAUAUUUUUCUGAAUGUGGGAAUACACAACAUGAUUUUCAAUCAAAAAUUAAGCCACAUAUUGAAGCGUAUCAUUCGGAAAUCAAUAGUAUUGUUAACAAAAAGCAACAAAACGGUGUAGGAAAUUCAUCAGGGAAACAAUCACCAGUAACAAAUACAUCUAAACAUAAAAAAGACCAACCAAAACAAAUUACAGAGCAAACAUCGACUUCCACAAAAUCAAAUAAAACUAUUAUUGAUAAGAGUAAACAGGCAGAUUUUGAAAAACAAAUAAAAACUUUGGUAAUAUCAGGAAAUUUAACUCAAUUAGAAGUCGCUGAAACAAUGUUAAAUGACAGUAGCCUGCAGGAGUAUAUUUCGAAAGAUUCAAUUGCUACAUUAAGAUCUCUUAUUCAGGCACGUAAACAAGCGUUAAAACAAAAUACUUCUUUUGGUAAGAACAGUUCAUCAGUACAACAAAAAAAUCACACUAUAGCAACAAAUUCUAGUUCUUCAACAAAUGGUACAUCCAAAGGUGUUGCUCGUACAUCAAGUAAUACAAACAACGCACAAGUUUCAAGUAACAAACAGUCUUCUUUAAAUGUAGCACAAAGUGUUAUUGCUCAAAGUAUGAAACAAGCAGUUAAUCAACAAUAUUUGCAACAACAAAAUGUCAUUUCAUCUCUUGUUACAUUUCUUUCGCAGAAUCAAAAUAGAAUUCCUCAAAAUAUUAUGCAACUAAGAAAUAUUGGCUUAUCAGAAGCACAGCUAAGUGCUUUACUAAGUAAUCCAAAUCAGCAAUUUUUUGCUGAGUUAAUUAAACAGGCAGCAAGGAAUAGGCAAUAA
Messenger RNA from Strongyloides ratti, 2166 nucleotides. RefSeq names its product Hpc2-related domain-containing protein. The transcript is spliced from 2 exons. The record is from RefSeq and is a predicted model, not a curated record. Lineage: Eukaryota; Metazoa; Nematoda; Chromadorea; Rhabditida; Strongyloididae. The coding region runs from base 1 to 2166 and encodes 721 amino acids.